GCACGAAGAAGAAUCACCGGAAGUAGGAGAAGCGGGAGAUUGAAAGACGUAAACUUUUUGUUGUUGUGAACUUUUGCCAAAAUGCUGAACAAGGCGCCUAAACUGAAACAAACAGUUAAAACGAAAAUGAGGAGUAACAUAAAUGUGAGGCCGGCGUCAGAGGCAAUGAUUGAACUCCUGACACUGCUCUUCUUGAGCAGCCUGGCCGAAGAGGCGAAGGCCAAAGCUUUUGAAGAAAAAUCUGCAACGAUCAGAGCUCAACAUGUCAAAGCAGUCUCUAAGAAAUUGCUGAAAAAGGCAAGAGGAUGAAGACCGUGUGGCACCUUCACUUUUAUAAACAUUAUUACUAAUGAAAUUUUUAGCUUUUUUGUGAUUACAUAUUUUGUUCUGUUUUUUUCUGAACUGUACAUCUUUAUGUUUUUAACUCUAUCCCUGUAUCUCUUUUCCUGUCAUAAGUUUUUGUUCUUUAUUAAAUUCAUUGUGAAUCUUA
Micropterus salmoides (largemouth bass) is the source of this 490-nucleotide messenger RNA. RefSeq names its product centromere protein W (gene cenpw). The transcript has 3 exons. Gene Ontology annotation, molecular function: DNA binding; protein heterodimerization activity. NCBI's taxonomy places the organism in Eukaryota, Metazoa, Chordata, Actinopteri, Centrarchiformes, Centrarchidae. Gene Ontology annotation, biological process: mitotic cell cycle; kinetochore assembly; chromosome segregation. The coding region runs from base 82 to 309 and encodes 75 amino acids. Gene Ontology annotation, cellular component: nucleoplasm; kinetochore. The record is from RefSeq and is a predicted model, not a curated record.